AUGGAAUCUGGGAGAAGGGGAUGGAAUCUGGAAGAAGGGGAUGGAAUCUGGGAGAAGGGGAGGAAUGUGGGAGAAGGGGAUGGAAUCGGGGAGAAGGUGAUGGAAUCUGGGAGAAGGGGAUGGAAUCUGGGAGAAGGGGAUGGAUUCUGGGAGAAGGGAUGGAAUCAGGGAGAAGGGGAUGGAAUCAGGAAGAAGGGGAUAGAAUCUGGGAGAAGGGGAUGGAAUCUGGGAGAAGGGGAUGGAAUUGGGAGAGGGGGUGGAAUUCUGGUAGAAGGGGAUGAAAUCUGGGAGAAGGGGAUGGAAUCUGGAGAAGGGGAUGGAAUCGGGGAGAAGGGGAUGGAAUCUGAGAGAAGAAUCUGGCAGAAGAGGAUGGAAUCUGGGAGAAGGGAUGGAAUCGGGGAGAAGGGGAUGGAAUCUGGGAGAAGGGGAUGGAAUCUGGGAGAAGGGGAUGGAAUCUGGGAGAAGGGGAUGGAAUCUGGGAGAAGGGGAUGGAAUAUGGGAGAAGGGGAUGGAAUCUGGGAGAAGGGGAUGGAAUCGGGGAGAAGGGGAUGGAAUGAGGGAGAGGGGAUGGAAUCUGGGAGAAGGGGAUGGAAUCUGGGAGAAGGGGGUGGAAUCUGGGAGAAGGGGAUGGAAUCUGGGAGAAGGGGAUGGAAUCUGGGAGAAGGGGAUGGAAUCUGGGAGAAGGGGAUGGAAUCUGGGAGAAGUAGAUGGAAUCUAGCAGAAGAGGAUGGAAUCUGGAGAAGGGGAUGGAAUCUGGGAGAAGGGGAUGGAAACCUGGGAGAAGGGGGUGGAAUCUGGGAGAAGGGGAUGGAAUCUGGGAGAAGGGGAUGGAAUCUGGGAGAAGGGGAUGGAGCCUCGGAGAAGGGGAUGGAAUCUGCGAGAAGAGGAUGGAAUAUGGGAGAAGGGGAUGGGAUCUGA
This is a messenger RNA of Closterium sp. NIES-65, 918 nucleotides long. NCBI's taxonomy places the organism in Eukaryota, Viridiplantae, Streptophyta, Zygnematophyceae, Desmidiales, Closteriaceae. The record is from the annotation of a GenBank genome assembly.